AGUUUAAUUUAAAAGUUAUAAAGUAUAUCUAAAGAUAUUGAUACGUGCGCGCGUGUGAUCAUUUACCUGGAAAUGUUAUCAGAUAUGUUAUCAUAGGUAGAACGGUGAAUGUGUCAAAGUUACCAUUGAGUAAUAUAAAAGAAGCUAACAGUGAGCCGAUACACGAUCAAAUGUCUUCAAUUAUGAAUAAUAUUCUAUUUAAUAGUUGGAUUAUUAUUUUACUUUGUUUAAACAUUAUACAUAAAUGUAAAAGUGAUAUAUGCACAAAAUGUUUAUGUUCUGUUAAAGAUAGAGGAACUGUUAUUAAUUGCCAUGAAAAAUUAGUUACAAAUGACAACAAAAUUCAGUUGAAGUCAUUAAUGUUAGAUCAGUAUCAAAAUGUAGAAGAAUUAAUUUUAUCAAAGAAUAAUUUGACACUUGUUUCACCAAAUACAUUUAUAAUGUUGAAGCAUAUGAGGAAAUUAGAUUUGUCUGAAAACUUAAUAUCUGAAAUAUGUAUUAAUGAAUUAACAAAAUCUAAUAAUCUAACUGAAUUAAAUUAUUCAAACAAUAAAUUAAAAAUCUUUAAUAAUAUUAUAUUUGAUAAAAUAUCAACCAUUACUAAAUUAAAUUUGAGUCAUAAUUAUAUUAAAAUACUUAAAUCAACAAUUAUUUCAAAACCUGUAAUAAGUUUAAUUAUCCUUGACCUUUCUUAUAAUAAUAUAACUUUUAUUGAUAAUGCAUUUUUAAAACCAUUCUUGCAUUUACAAUAUUUAGAUUUGUCAUUUAACAAAAUUACUUCAAUUUCUGAAAAUGCUUUUUCGCAACUUUUUAAUUUAAAAACGCUUAGAAUAAAUAAUAAUUUCCUUAUAUCAUUAAAAUUUAAUGAAUUACCAGAUAAUUUAAUUGAAUUACGCAUUGAAUACAAUAAGAUCGUAAAAUUAUUUUACGAACCAUCUCAAAUUGAAGAAUUGAAUAUUGAAUUUAAUAAUAUUUCUCGGUUAGAAACAAAUUUAGCAUCCCUUCAUUCUUUAGAAUAUUUAAAUGUAAGCGACAACAAGUUAGCCAAGUUUCCAAAUGUAACACUUCAGAGAUUAAAAGUAUUAGACAUUUCUAAUAAUAAUUAUUCUAAUAUCCCGAAAUACUUAUCAUCAGAAAAUUAUCCACUAUUGAACACACUUAUUGUCAGCGGAAAUCUAAUUAAGAAUUUAACGUUUUACUCUAAAUUAAAACUGCGUUCAUUCGUUGCAAAUUAUAUUACACUUCUUGAAAAGAUUAAUAAUGAUGCAUUCUUAAAUUUGGAAGCACCCAUAAAUGAUUGCAUUAAUCUUACAAUAACUAACAAUAAAAAACUGAUCUCCAUUGAUGAGAGAGCUUUGGAUAAUAUGAAUGUAUGUUUUGUAGAUUUAAGUAACAAUAACAUAAAUUAUAUUUCUCCUAAACUAUUAUUAUCCAAUAAUACUCUUAAAAUGAGUAAUGGCAUUGAUUUACAAGGAAAUCCUCUUGCAUGUAAUUGUUCUUUGCAAUGGAUGUUAAAUGAUCUACUACCACAGCUCUAUGUUAUUAAUCCAAGUAUUUUGAAUAAUCUAAGAUGUGCAACGCCCCUCAGUCUAUUGAAUAUAAGAUUGGUACAUUGGUACAAAUGGAAGAAAAAAAUAUUUUGCAAUGACAUUUCUGAAUUAUCAUCAAAUUUCUCAGAAAAAUAUGAGGCAGUAUCUGAAAGAAAAAUGAUAAUGAUUGAGUCUAGUCCUGAAUUAUAUGCGAUCUUAGGGUCUGCUAUUAUAUUGUUAAUAGUUCUUUUUGUGAUUGGAAUUUUAUUGACUCAAAAAUUAGAGAAGAAAAGAUCUCGUCAAAACAGAAGAUUUUAAAUAAACAUUAAGAAAAUAUAUUAAUUUAUAAACUAUACAAUUGUAUAAUUAA
Vespula pensylvanica (western yellowjacket) is the source of this 1899-nucleotide messenger RNA. RefSeq names its product chaoptin-like. Gene Ontology annotation, cellular component: extracellular matrix. Gene Ontology annotation, molecular function: protein binding. The record is from RefSeq and is a predicted model, not a curated record. Lineage: Eukaryota; Metazoa; Arthropoda; Insecta; Hymenoptera; Vespidae. Bases 171 to 1847 code for a protein of 558 amino acids. The transcript has 4 exons.